AUGGGUACAGUGGCUGUAGGCUCGAACUCCAUGGUGGUUCCAGUGGACACCUACUACGGCCAGUAUUCCCAUUUCGUCGUCUACACGCGCUCCACAGCCUACGAGCAGACGACUCCUUUAGGCACCCGCCUCCAGAUUUACGACCACGAUGCCCUGGUCUCCGGCUUGAGCUUCAGCUGCCUGACUACACGCGCGCUUCACGGGGCAGAUAUGGCCCUGGCAGAUUCUUGGGUGUUCCAGAGUGCAGGGGAGCAGUGCGACAUUGACCUGGAUGCCAACCUGAUUGGAGGCACGCUGCAGUGGAAUCUGGCCGCCGACACCUCUGCAGUCUUGCAGUACAACAUCUACUUCACGUUCACGGCCGACACCUUUGACCCGGCCUUUACGAGGGAACUCAUGGUCUCGGGGCUCACGGCGACGACCAGCCAGCAGCACGUGCCUGCUGGCACGUGCCUCGCCAGACCGGACGCAGUGAGUGUCUUCUACAACGGCACGGACAUCACCAGCUACGUGAAUGGCACGCUUGGCGCAGCUCGGGCCAAGCGGGCUGAAUGGUCGAGCACCAAGAAGCUGUCCUUCCGCAAGGCUUCGUUCCUUCCGAACGUGCUGGUCAUGAUCAGUUGCAGGUUCUCUAUGUGCCAGGUGCCUGGGGCGUACCUGGUGGUCACUGCCGAAAGCCUCGUGACCCCAGGCCUGGACUACUGCUCCGUGGCUGGCUUCAGCAUCACCUGCACGGACGGUACCACUGCGGCCAGCGCCUGGGAGGCGGCUUCGAUGGUGGAUGCUCCCAAGAGCCCCAAGAUCUGGGCCUCCGGGGGCCUGCAGUAUGCCUCCUUCCGCCGCUUUCCCAGCGCUGGAAAUGCCAAGCCUAUGAGAAGGCUUGCCUUCCCAGAUGUGGACCAAUCCGUGCUGGACGACAAGCUUGACACAUAUGUGAGGUUCGUCGGGGCCAAGGAAGCCUUCAACUUGCACGCUUACAAGAAGCUGCAGCCCCAGCAAGCUGAGAGCCCCAAGAGCUUGCUGAAGCUUGUCCUGCUGCUGGAGGCUUUGGUGGGGGCUAGCCCAACUGCCCAAAUCAAGCACAAGUACUUGAAGCAAAGCAUCACCACACUGAAGGAGUGUUUAGCUUUCAAGAAUCACACUGACCUUUUCCUGCAACAUUAUGUGAGAUGCAGCAAGAUGUGCAUGGAGCAGGGCCUGCUGCAAUGGAAUGUUGUGCACAAGCACCACUUGCUUGCCCACAUGGCUGACCAAGCCCAGUUCCUUAACCCCAAGUAUGUCACCACCUACACUGGUGAAACCAUGGUGGGCUUCAUGGCAUCCCUGGAACACGCUUGCCUAAAUGGCACUCCUGGGCACAUUGUGCCUGAGAAGGUCUGCUGGAGGUUCAGGCUAGGGCUGUGGUUCAGGCUCACAGGGCUGCUGAGCGGCCCGCUGUCGCCGAAUCGCCUGGCUCUCAGAAAUGGUUUGCAGCCUGAGAUGCUGAGAGGCAAUGAGACCUACACCCACUUCAUGAUCUACGCGGAGUCAACCUUUGCAGAGCAGGGGCCCACAGACUCAUUCGGCGUCGCGGCGGUGGAUUAUGUGCGCUUCAUGGAUGAGGACCUUGGCUUGGACCUGAUCGGCGGGGAGGUGCGGUGGACGGCCUGGGGCGACCUGCAGCUUGCCAGUGGCUUCACGAUCUACGUUGCAACGGACUCCAGCGGCACGGACCGGUCUCUGCUGGGCGUCGCACCCGUGGGCACCACGCGGUUGGUGGUCCCUCAGGGCACCCUGCUGACCCGGAACUUCACGCACGUGGUGGUUUACGUAGAGUCAACCCUGGUGGAGCAGCGCCUGCCGAGCUUCUCACUGCUGCUGGUGGCUGGGGACGAGUACGAAGGCACCUGCGCAGAUAGCAUUUGUGCGACCGGAGGCAUCGCAACCAUUACCAGCGCCAUCCAGGCAAAUAUGGUGCUGAUCACGACUGAGGGCGAUACUACGGUCUUCCCCUUCUGGCAGUAUCUGUGCGGCGUGGCCGUGUUGGAUGUCAUCUACUUCAAGGGGCAGACUGCGAGAGCCUCAGACAUGCCGGCCUCCAACGCGGCAAUGCUACCGAACAUAUCGGCACUUCUCAUGGAAGAAUGCAACGGAACCAGUCAGACCUGCGUGGCGGCCGCGGGACACGGAACGCAAACGGCGCAAGUUGCAACCACCACCGUGGACGCCGACGGCUACUCCGUGUGGCGAUACCUGGCCUGUGCCCCGGUCAACUCUGUUCCCUUGGCAGGUGCCUACCACGGCAUCUCCGACGCCGCAGGGACGGCGCUGGACUUGAGCUAUUCAUACGUCUUCUCCAACGGCGCCUAUGUGGGCACAGCCGCGGAGGCGGUUGCUUCCCAGCCGCCCUUCCAGCUCACAAACGUGGGCGUGAACUGCAACGGCCUGGACAGGGCCCCGGGCCCCACCGUGCCAAGAGCACUGUGGAGCGCGCAAGAUUUGCGAAAGGCCGCGAAAGGGUACGCGAAGGCAGACAUGGAAUACAACAUCGUGGAAAGCAGGCUGCUCAGCGCCUUCUCUGGCCAGAUCCAGUGCCAGACUCGAGUCAGCAACAGCGCGGCGACGUUGGACGAUGCAUUCUCAGGUCCGGGGCAGCUUAGCUCGGUGCGGCUCUUGGAGUGGGAGAUCCAUAGUCAAGGCAGCCCAAGACCGGCCUUUGAGUCAAUCGAGUGCAGCACUGUGCUGUCGGUAGGACGAGUCGACGGCACCGGCUGCUGCUCAACAGGCGACCGAUUGCAUUCGAAGACCACUGCUUUGGAGGUGUCAACCGGGGCUGCCAGCGUCUUGCCGAUGGCCUUGACGAUCGUCUUCACGGUACCGCAUGAGGCUUUCACGCUCGCAGCAUCGAUGUCCAGCCUGCGGUCGGCCAUCCUUCAACAGGAGCCCAACUGGAGGAACAUCCGCGACCUCCCGGAGGAGGAGCGGCUUCGACUGGAGAAAAGCUGGGACGGAAGCCAUUCGAUGCAUUACUCGAGGAGAAACCACAUGCUCACCACCAACUGCCGAGACUACUUUGACCGGCCCAGAGUCCUCUUGGACCACUCUCAGCACUCCCUUGGAGAGCCGCUGGAGGUGACGUGGAAGCUGCCCGCGGAGCCAAGGGACUGGAGUGACACCUUCGGAAGGACCAGGAAAUCUGGCUUUGGGGGCCGGUCCUGUUCUGGACAGCCAGAGUUUGCGGAGAAGGAAGCAGGCUGGAAUGAUCGCCAUCACGUUCUUCAUGCUGCAGCCAACCACGAGUUCCAUGAAUCCGACAAGGAGUACUUCUCCCUCUUUCUGCAGCCACGGAACAAGCGAGUAGUACCGAAACGGCAGAAUGGAAUCACCAAGCACGUGCUGCCCUACCGGAAACCUGGUCAGCCAGACGGCGGCGAUGACGGAGAGUUGCCCACUGAGAUCCUCUUGAAGUCAGAUGAUCGAGUUCCGAUCCCCGCGGUGCCAGGGAGCCUACUUCGACAACUGACUUCGUGCUGA
Effrenium voratum is the source of this 3513-nucleotide messenger RNA. The record is from the annotation of a GenBank genome assembly. NCBI's taxonomy places the organism in Eukaryota, Dinophyceae, Suessiales, Symbiodiniaceae.